CCGCCACCGCCGCCGGGAUGACGACGCUCCUCCGCCGCAUCCUCUGCACCACGCCCGCUCUCUCCCACCGCAUCCCUUUCUCCACCUCCUCCCGCCGCACCCCGCACCGCUUCCGCCGCAGCCACCGUGCGCCCAGCCGCCCGCCCUCCGCCGAAGCCGUCUCCGCGGCCAUCGCCUCGCUCCCCUCCCGCCUCACCCCGCCCGUCCUCGCAUCCUCCCUCGCCUCAACCUCCGAUGCCCGCCUCCUCUUCCCGCUCCUCACCCACUCCCUCGGCCUGCCCACCUUCCGGCCCGACCCGGGUCCCUUCCUCGUCGCCAUCAAGCGCCUCGGCACCGCCGAGCUCUACCACGAAUUCGACCGCACCUGCGCGCUCUUCUUCUCCCUCCUCCCAUCCCUCCCUUCCCCGGGCCCCCUCCUCCGCGCCGCGCUCUACUUCUACUGCCAGUUCCGCAAGCUCGGCAAGGCGUUCCACGUCUACACCCUCAUGCGCUCCUCCGCCGACCCGGGCGCGCGCCCCGCCGCCGACACCUACCACGCGCUCUUCACCGCGCUGGUCUCGCGCGGGGGCAACGACACCAUGGUCCACUACAUGUACAUGGACACCGUCUCCGCGCUCUUCCGGCAGAUGCUGGAGGAAGGGAUCCCGCCGGACACCCGGUCGCUCAACGUGCUCGUCAGGGGCUACGCGCAGUCGCUGCACCUCAACGACGCGCUGCGCGUGUUCCACCAGAUGGGGCCCAGCUACGGGUGCGAGCCGGACGCCUUCACGUACAGCUACCUGGUGCACGGGCUGAGCGAGCAGGGCCGGACGAAGAACGCCCGGCAGCUGUUCGACGAAAUGCGGGGGAAAGGGAUGGUGCCGACGGAGCCGUCCUGCAACGCGUUCGUCAGCGCGCUCGCGGUGGCCGGGGAGGUCGGUGAAGCGGAGCGGGUGAUGUGGGAGAUGGCCAGGUCGGGGACGGUGGUGGAUCGUAUCACGAGGAGCGCGUUGGUGGAGGAGCUGGGGAGGGCGGGGAAGAGGGAGGAUGCCGACCGAGUGGUGAGGGAGAUGGAGGAGAUGGGCAUUGUGGGAGUAACCGAGCGGCGCGCGCUCCUGUGUUCGGUUCAUGACGAGGACGGCGACGAGAGGUUGGAUGUUGACGAGAGUCCUGCCAGAGGUGGUCAUUGGCGACGGCGAAGUGGUUAGCAACGGAGAUCCACGCGAUGAACCGUGUAUUCCAAUAUAUCCCUUUGAUCCUAAAUUAUUUAAACUAUUGACUCAAAUUUGCCUAAGUAUCAACUAAACAUGGAUGUAUCUAUUUUUAAAAAGCGUCUCGAUACAUGUAAUAUUUCGACAACAAUUUAGAAUCGGCGGGAGUACUAUCGAGUUUUUUUUUUUCGGGGAGGAGUACUACCGAGUUUAGCUGGUGAUGACCUGAUGAUUCGUCAUGUUCUUGUUCAGAAGGAAAAAAAAAGCAAUGUAUUGAGAACCUGAGAUGCAAUUUUUUGCCAGUUGUAUAC
Molecule: messenger RNA, 1501 nt
Organism: Brachypodium distachyon (stiff brome)
Lineage: Eukaryota; Viridiplantae; Streptophyta; Magnoliopsida; Poales; Poaceae
Product: pentatricopeptide repeat-containing protein At2g27800, mitochondrial
Exons: 1
Coding region: 18-1187 (389 amino acids)
Molecular function (GO): protein binding
Source: RefSeq, a predicted model, not a curated record